GGCUGCGACAGUACUACGAGCAGGAACAGAGAGUUUUGCAGUGAUGCAGCUUGAACUUUUUGGAAUAGUAGCUUUUCUGCUUCUGUGCAACCGUACGCUGCGUUCAAGUUGUCUUUUUCAUACUUCUUCGUACAAUUUCGCACCUGUACUACCCUGAUUAAUGAAAACACUCCUUCUCGACGGCCCGCUGGCCUUCAAGGAACAAGGAAGGACACACAAAAGCAUCCAAUCCAAAGAUGGCCCCUGAAGACGGAGCGGCCGGCGACGAACCUGACUUCUCCCUGGGUGCUUGUCCAGACCCGUUUGAAAAUUUGGAUUUAGACCUUCUCGGGGCAGCAGCUGGUGAACAACCCGUAGACGAGGCGAGCGCCUGGUCAGCAGGAACAAUACAAGCGAGUGGGCCAGCGUCAUCGUCAACAUCCUCUAGCGCCGGACUCAGCUCGACGUUCGCCGGCGGCAUUGGCAGUGACCCUGUCAACCACUACGGCAACGCGGAACAGCAAGGCGACCACUCGAGCGCGAGCCAGCAUGGCCUCAGUGCAACUGGUUUUAUUCUUGCUAAUAGCACAACAACUCAUCUACCUGGUACUGGUCCAGCGGGAUCAACAUCAGCACAAGAAGAUCUUCACGGUCGUUCCACAUUGCACGCAGCUUAUGCAGCAGAAGAUGGCGGCACUUCUGUAUUAAGCGAUCACGUUGAUCAUAGUCGUCUGCCCGGUAUUACUAGUGCAGCUCCUGCACGAGCCGAUUCUGAUUCAGUAGUACAACUACCGGCUGGGGCUGGCACGACGAGGAGUACAACAGCAGUAACCAACUACACCUUUGACGUGGCUGACGGAGCAUUAUUGACGAACGCAAAUAGUACAAGUCUGAGCCACACGACGACCUUCGGGACGAACAAUGGAGCAAAUCCUGCAAGCGAAAAAGAAAGUGCGCAUCCUGGUGGAGUUCUCGUGCCAACACCGCAGCGCAUGGCGCAUCCCUCGUCUGGCGCGUCGGCGGGAAUAAUAUCGUCGAGUUGGUUUGAUGCCGAUGGCAAACAAGCGGCAAAGAAGUCCGGCGCAACAAGUGUGAAGAAGAAUUUUUCUACUUCUUCGUGGUCUAGUACCAGCACAGCGUCAUCUUCUACCUCCGGCGCGUCGAAGCCUUUCGCGAAAUCCCUGAAACUGCACUCCUUUCUCACCGGAAACCAUCACGCUUACUCGGGCAACAGCGUAUGCAUUGCAAAAAUGUCUGGGUCUGGAAGCAUGGAACUUGUAAUGCUAGUCCUACAUUCCUAUAAGAUCUGUAUUGCAUGACCAACAAAUAAGUAGAGACACGCUCUUUUGUCAUAUAAAAGCACAGCUUGUCAUGCGGACUGCACAUGACAAAGUGUUCGGCAAACUUGUCAUGCUUGGCUGCUUUGGGAAGUAUUUCAGUGGUGCACAGUUCAGCAUCACAAGUUUCCAGACCCAGACAUAUUUGCAUUUGAUAUAGCGAUCUGUUUUACGACGACGAAUACGCUUUCUCGCAUGGCAGAAAAGAUCUGAACGUGUUCGGCGAUCCCACAGACCACUUUUUUCACAGAGCCGAACCUUCUUCCCCCCUCACCCUGUUUCUCUCCUGGGUCUGUUGUUGCUUCGUGAAUCCCUGCUGCGGGUUUUGUUUCUCUUGCUGUUGUCCCAAGAAGCUCCCCGGGGGACGGUACUUGGAGAAGCUGGCCUUCCGGACGAGUCAGUUCUUGGAGGAGUCACAGGUGCUGGACCCGCUUUUCUACCUAAAUCGCGUGCUGCCGGGGUCGAUAAACGCCGACAACAACGUGAAGUACCACAAGGUCCUGGCGCCGAUCGCGUUUGUGUACUGCUUUUUCCAGGUCUUUGCGCUGCUCGCGCAAUUUCACCUCCUGGCCGAAGUUGGGUGGAAUUCCGCCGUUUUUCUGCGCACCCUGAACGAGAACUGCGGCAGCAGCACGCGGAACUUGCGCAACGGCGUCUGCGUCGGGGGUACCACCAGUAACGGGCAAAGCGUGUGGAAAAUAUGCAUUGCAAAAGUAUCGUACUAGUACAGAUAUCAUGACAAAUUUUCCGUAGAGGAGAAACGAAAUUUAUCAUGCAGAUUCAGGUAUAGAGAGCAGAUGUGUAGUAAUGCUAGACUCGCACUUGUUGUACGAGUACUUUUGCAUUGGAUAGAAAAAGGUCUACGACGAUGUGGUGGAAUUCUAUCCGACUACGCCAUAUGCUGGUGAGAAAAAAACAUCCCCACCUCAUAGUCAAGAUGGGGAAUCUGCUACACAAAUCUGCCAGCUUCGGCUGUUGCGCAUGAAGACAAGUUAAAGUUUGGCCUCGUAGCAUAGGCCUGUUUUUUACCUGGCUCAGCAGCAUCCCAAAUCUCGCCUAUCAUGCUGAUCGGAGCGUCAGAAAUCCCCAGACACGACUACUAGGAAACGCUUCUCGUGGGGUUCCGUAUGGGGAACAUUUUUGAGCAUGCAGAUUUGCAUGACAACUUACUUACUAUGGGGCGGGGUCGUUUUUCUUCAGGAUAUUCCACGUAGCGCCGUGACGACUUCGGUGGGCAACUCGGAGGACUUUUCCGCAGAAUAUCAAAAGGAAACAUCCCCCCUCCCCAUACUGAAAAGUUAUCUUUUUGGAAAUUUGUGAUGCUGAUGUGUGGUCACAAAUCGUGUCUGUCUUGCAAGAAGGCAACUCCGCAGGCUCCGCCGCAUUGUGCUGGCGGUUUGUCAUGCUGUUGGGCCUACAGUGCUGACGUUUUUCGUGCUAAGUGCCUAGGCCAAAACCCCUCUACUCACACUUGGCACGGGUCUGCAGUGCUCUCCAGCAAGACAGCUCGGACGUGUGUACACAGAUCCAGCAUCAGAAGUGCCGACUUGAUAUGGGGAGGCGGGGCCUUUCCUUUCAAUACAGAUUCGUUCGAAGUUCCACCCGACAAGGCGUUUCCGUUUAUCACCAACUCCCAUCCUAUCAAAUGCAAAUAGUUCUGGGUCUGGAGAACUGUAACUUGUGAUGCUGCAUUUGGAUUCUACAAAAAUCUGUAUUGUAUGAACAGCGAAUAAAGAGGUCCAGCAGGAGUUUUUGCGACGGCGAUAGGCCAUUUCUCAUGCGGUAUAGACAUCAGGAAGCCAUCAGAAAAUCUGUGAUGCUAGGGUAUGCAUCACAGAUCGAUCAGGAGUCAUGCAAAAUGUGCAUGACAAACCUUGCAUCCUUCCAGACAUCCAGGGAUAUUUGCAUUUGAUACACCCGGCCACCUUUCUCGUGGGCGUCGAGCCGCAGUCGCCCAACAGCCAUGCGUAUCGUGAGAAAAAAGCGUUAAAGUUACACUCUCUGAUGGGAGACAAGCAAGACAGACAACCUCUGUCAUGCAGGAAAUGCUUGCCAACCUCAUUUCAUACGUGUUUUCCCUUAUGGUAGGUUUUCUUUCCCAUGUCGAGCAACUUUGUGAUGCAGAAAAUGUCAAAAAGUGUGAAACUGUAACACUUUUUUCCUGUGAUAAUGCGAAGUACAAGCUCGCCGUCACGAAGCCGGGCGGAGAUUACGUCCACUGGGCAAGAACGCCGAAAAUGGUUUCAGAAAGGGUGUCUGCAGGGGUGGAAACUGGAGUCUUUGUGGCGCAAGGUAGACAAAUUUGUCAAACGUAAAUUUGUCAAAUGAUUUGUUUCCGCAGCGCCGCAGCUUCUGCAUGUCGCGGAAGUGGAGUUUUAAAUUUGUCCCCGAGCUUACAACUAGCACCAUGGCAAAAGCGAUGCUCAGGUCUGCGAAAGAAUUUGUGAAGGACAAAAUAGUAGCCUAGAAAUUGUACAAGAAGAAACACACUGUAACUCUAUUCAGACGACACCUCUUUCGGCAGUGACUUUACGGGUGGCGAUAAUGCUUGGUCAACGUGGCAGGGCCGAAUAGAAUUGACUUCGUCGCACCAGGAGUCCGCGAAUGAUUACCCGAUUCGGUUUCGUGUGUACGUGUUGGACAAUAAUGUGAACCAUUUGCAAACGAUCCACAACCAAGACAAGUGCAACUUCAUCACCACGUGGGAAGCGUUCUCGAAAAAGUCCGCCGACAGCGAGGCGUGGUACAUCAACAGCUUCUUCACCAUCUUAUCCUGAGUAAAAAUGUUCCCAUACCAGACUGCUAGACAAAUCAGCCAACUCUGGUUGUUUCGCAUGCCAAGUUUGUCCUCGUAGUGUAAUCCUGUUGAAAUGCAAAUAGUCCAGCAGCAUCACACAUCUAGCACAUCGCGCUAUUUCUAGCAUCACAAAUCCCAAAACACGAGUAGAAAAAGCUUCUCAUGGGCCUUCGCAUGAGAAACUUUUUUGGCAUGCAGAUUUGCAUGACAGCCCUGGGGUGGGGAUGUUUUUACUCAGAAUACAUCUUGCUCUUCUUCUUCGCCACACAGAUGCUGUCCUUAUUCCUGAUCCUAUGGCGGUACUGCAGAUUUGCCGACGGGUCGAAGAUGUUUACGAAGCUGGUUCUGCUGAAGUUUCUGUUGCAGGACCUGCCCCUGCAGCUGUGCGCCGCCGUGUAUCUCCAUGCUUGGUAUGGCCAGAACGGGAUGCGGUGUCAGAUGUUACAAAAAGGAAAAAUCCCCCCUCCCCAUAUGAAAACGAAGUUUCUGAUGCUGGAUUUGCGUACACAAAUCAGAUUUCUCUUGCUGGAGAGGACUGCGGGCCUACACUAAGCCUGAGGAGGGACCACGAGGUUUUGUGCUAGGCGCUGAGCAUGUCAAACGUCUAGUCCGUGGGGCCAACAGCAUCACAAACCGCCUGCAGAAGGCGGCGGAGCCUGUGGAGUUGCGUUCUUGCAAGACAGAGGCGAUUUGUGGUCACGAAUCAGCAUUACAAAUAUGGGGGGGAGGGAUUUUUCCUUUUGAUAGAUGUGCCUGUUUGACGAGGACCACUGCAAUUCGUUCGAAGACAGCUACUAUCAACUGCAAAUACGUCUGGGUCUGGACGAGUGGAACUUGUAAUGCGUGUCUUGCAUUCCUAGAAAAUCUGCGUCGCGUGAGCAGCAGAAGAGCCGCUUCCUUUGUCAUGCGAAAACGUAACUGGUAAUGCGCGCUCGACAUCAGAAAGCGUUGCAAAAACUUGUCAUGCGCGGAUGCCAUGGCAAGCGUUGCAAUUAGCAGCAAAUCUGCAUCACAGGUUUCCAGAUCCAGGCAUACUUAUUUGCACUGCAUAGCUACGAUGGCAGCUACGAAAACGCAAAUCCCGUGGUCGUCUGGCAGAACCAGGUGCUCUUCUUUUCCCUGAUUUUUUCCGCCAUUUCCGUGCAGCUCUUUCUCGACCCGUCGCGAAACCGAUCCGUGAUAUCAAAUGCAAAAAUGUCUGGGUCUGGAAGAAUGCAAGUUUGUCAUGCUUGUCUGGCGUGAUUCAUAAAUCUGUGAUGCAGGAGCAGGAAAAGGGCAUCUUGUGUGUCAUGCAGAAACGCAGUUUACUAUGCGGGAAGCGAAACACAAGAGCAGCUCAAAAAUUUUUCAUGCUUGGCUGCGUAUUGCAGUGCGCCCACCAGUCACAUUUUAGCAUCACAAACUUCCAGACCCAGACAUUUUUACAUUUGAUAUGUGAUGGCCAUCUACGACUCUUUCACUCUCCAAGAGGACGAAAAAAUUUUCACGCUGUUUAUCCGGUUUUUGCUUUUUUCGCUUUCGUAUGCAUUGCAAAAGUAUCGUACUCAUGUAAAUGCAUUACAAAGUUCCUCAGCAUGGGAAAUAAAAUUUGUAAUGCGGAUUUAAUACCCUAAGAAAGACGUGUUAUGCAUGACUGCAAUUACUGCGAGUGCGAUACUUUUGCAGUUCAUUUUUCGAUCCUCCCGCUCUCCACCGGGUACUGUCUGUUUUCUAUGCAGUGCAAAUAUGUCUGGGUCUGCAGGAGUGCAAGACUUGUCAUGCAGAAAAUUCAUGACCCUUGAGGUCUGGCAUACUGGGCCCAGCAUGACAAAUUUUGUGAGAUGAUCUCUAUCCUGCCCCCACGCAUGAUAAACUGCCUCUGGACGUGGCCAAAAGUGAAGAACUUUUGGUAAUCAUGCAACGCAGUUUUUUGCAGGAUGUAGACUUAGCAUGAGAAGUUGCAACCUUCCACACGACCCAGACAUAUUCGCAAUUCAUAUUUUCCGGCUCGAGCAGCGGAUUGUUUCAUCAGCUGGAGGUCACCAAACACGCACACACCGUGCACAAGCACUUCUUCCUCCACUUGCUCUUGACCAUCAGCUAUUACAGUGAAAAUUGCCGCCUCCCCCUGAAAUUGCAAAAAUUUGUGCUGCGAAGUUUCCAAAUGAAAACUUUUUGUCAUACAUGAAAGGAGUUCGAGUUGUAUGAAUCUUUCUGAUGAGACCCCCGCUUUUGCUGGGGUCUUUCGCAGUACAAACUUUUCCUAUUCACGAUUGGAAACCUGUGAUGCUGAUAGAUGCAAGAGGGCGAGUGUUUCAUUUGGAAAGGUUUUCAAUACAAAUGCUCCCAAGUGCGGGUGUGGGGGCAUUUUUCAUUGUAAUAUCCGCUGCGUGUCCGGCUGGAUGACGGUACUGGCCCUGCCGUUUUGCUGCUGCGAAGAGGAUGAAGACUUUUAGUGCGAUUUUACUGGCGCCGACGUGUACUUAGUUGUAAAUAAAGUUUUUCCUAUUUCUGGGUUUUGCAUUUACUUUACUCACUCUACUCAGCAUUCAAUACAGCGAAAUUUUGCGUUUAGAAUUCUUCGACUCAAUUCUGUUCGGUGGGCAGAAAAUAAACGCCUGCAACGGCGUGCAUAGAAAAAGAGAAAGACAACUUCAAGUGAUACUACUUAACUUCAUUUUCUGUCCGCAAGAUUUGUUUUGCAGAUCUUUCUGACGGCAUGGAGGUCUAAUUGUGCCGCUAAGGCGAACGUCAGUGGCAGUACUUGAAGUGAACAUCUAGUACAACUCGGCUUUCGUUUUGUCCACCCGAGGAGAAGUGUCGUCCAAGGAACAAUGCAGCGAUCCAUCCGUAAAAAUACCAGCAUCGGGCGGACUCAUCUGAGGAACAGGAAGGUGAAGGGUGGCGGUAGAAGACAGAGCUCGUAAAUUAAUAAAAUGUGGUCCUCUCUGACUUCCUGUCCCGACCGACCAGCGGACGAG
Messenger RNA from Amoebophrya sp. A120, 7073 nucleotides. The record is from the annotation of a GenBank genome assembly. NCBI's taxonomy places the organism in Eukaryota, Dinophyceae, Syndiniales, Amoebophryaceae.